CUUUGUUAUUUUUAUUAUUCGCACGUGACUGUUGUGUCACACAUUAAUUGUUAGUUGUGUUUAGUAUAUUGUUUAAAACGAUUACAAAAUGCCGAAAGUACGUAGUCAAAAAACAUCCCGUGUUCACACAGAAGUUGCAAAACAGGGAAUCCUGUUUAAUAAGGAUAUCGGACAACAUAUUUUGAAAAAUCCACUUGUAAUACAGAGUAUGGUCGAGAAGGCUGCAGUUAGACCAACAGAUGUUAUAUUAGAAAUAGGUCCUGGUACAGGUAAUAUGACAGUAAAACUAUUGGACAAAGCUAAAAAAGUAAUAGCAUGCGAAGUGGAUACUCGAAUGGUGGCUGAAUUACAAAAGCGUGUACAGGGCACUCCAUACCAGUCAAAAUUGCAAAUUAUGAUAGGAGAUGUUUUGAAAACCGAAUUGCCGUUCUUUGAUUUGUGCGUUGCCAAUAUACCAUACCAAAUAUCAUCCCCAUUAGUAUUUAAAUUACUUCUGCAUAGACCGUUAUUUAGAUGUGCAGUACUUAUGUUUCAAAGAGAAUUUGCCGAACGUUUAGUGGCAAAACCAGGAGAUAAACUAUACUGUCGUCUAAGUAUAAAUACUCAGUUGUUGGCACGGAUAGAUUUGCUGAUGAAAGUGGGAAAAAAUAACUUCAGGCCACCACCAAAAGUAGAAUCAAGUGUAGUUAGGAUAGAACCACGUAAUCCACCACCGCCGAUUAAUUAUCAGGAAUGGGACGGUUUAACGCGAAUCGCGUUCGUGAGAAAAAAUAAAACUCUUGCAGCAGCAUUUAAACAAACUACGGUGUUAACGAUGUUAGAAAAAAAUUAUAAACUUCAUUGCAGUUUAAAUAACAAGCCGGCACCUGAAGGAUUUGAUAUUAAAGAAUUGGCGAGCAAAAUUUUACAAAAAGUAGGGGCGGAAAACAAACGUGCCAGAACUAUGGAUAUAGACGAUUUUAUCAGCAUUUUACACGCAUUUAACACGGAAGGAGUGCAUUUUACAUAAUUCAAUUUUUAAUUUUUGUAAAAAAAAAAACAGCGUAAACGCUAUAUAUAAAUCGAAAUAUGUAAUAUCCGCGAAUAAAGUAAAUUUGUUUAAAUAAUACAAAAUUAAUGUCCUGAAUUAAAUUUAACAUCCACGCCACAAGUAUGUAGUGUUUAAAGAAAAAUGGAAGAAUUACUAUUUAUCCACUGUAAAUCAAUCAUUUUACGAUUUACAUGUAACAUGUAUCAUUGAGACUUAACAUUCUUAAAUCUGCGUAUUUUACAAAAAACCAUCCAUGUAAACUUUUAAUUAAAUUAUUUGUUCCUAACAUACAUGUAUAUUUACAAACAUUCUUUGGGAAUUAAAAUCGUAAAGAAAUAUACUCAACUUUAUUGUACAAUUA
Molecule: messenger RNA, 1391 nt
Organism: Osmia bicornis bicornis
Lineage: Eukaryota; Metazoa; Arthropoda; Insecta; Hymenoptera; Megachilidae
Product: probable dimethyladenosine transferase
Exons: 5
Coding region: 89-1009 (306 amino acids)
Biological process (GO): rRNA methylation
Cellular component (GO): mitochondrial matrix
Molecular function (GO): rRNA (adenine-N6,N6-)-dimethyltransferase activity
Source: RefSeq, a predicted model, not a curated record